CAGUUUCAGUUCCGGCGACCUAGCUGUCUUCUCCAGGACCUGUCAGCUCUGUUGUUCCGAAGCUGCGACGUUUUGGCUUCCUGGUUCAGCACACAUUACAUAAAGCAGUAGAAAGGUCAAGCGCAGCUGGUAACGAAGCCUUGCGGAGCCAGUUAACUUCAAUUCCUGCCGGGCCGUCCUGCGGGGCGUUUUCCCGCCGAUAUGGAGACCGGCUCGCAGCCUGGCUCGCAGCGGCCCUCGGCGCCCUGCCUCCCGGACAGCUUGUAUGACUUUGACGAAGACGUGCCGAACCCGCGCACAGAAGCAGCAGAAACAGUACCACAGGCGUCAGGGGCGGAAGCGGAAGCGGAGGCGGAAGUGGCAGAUGCGACGGCGGGAUUACCGGCAGGGCAGCGGCUUAGCGACGCUGCCGGCCCGCCGCGCGGUGACGAUGCCACUGCUGCCGGCGGCCCCAGCACUGGCCUUGAGGAGACGGCAGAGUUGCGGGUUUCAUCACAAUGCGACACCGGCGAUACCGGCGAUGGCGGGAACAGUCGCGAGGACAGCCGCGGUGGCGGCGGCAGCAGCGAUGGUGGCGCCGCCGCCGGCGCAGCAGGCGGCACCGCAACCGGUGGCGCUUUUAACGGCAGUAGCACCAGCCACAACGACAGCAGUGGUAGCGGCAGUAGCAACGGCGGCAGUAGCGGCAGUAUUUGCGGUGGAGUGACGCUGGCGCAGGUGCUGCGCAGCCUUCCGCCGGACGUGGCCCGGCGGCAGAUCUGGGGCCGGCUGGGGUGGGGCGAGCGGGCAGCGCUGCGGGCGGCGUGUCGGGAGGUACGGCAGGUGGUGUGCGGCGGCUGGGUGUGGGACCUGCGGGUGCGCGUGGCGGUGGCGGGCGGGUCGGGGGCGCGGGUGGGGCUGGGCGCAGCAGCAGCUGUAGCUGCUACUUCCGCUGCAGCUUGUGACGUGGCCGAUGCGACGGCCUUCGUGAUGGCAGAGGCGGAGCCGGAUCAACCGGCAAGGAGCAGCAGCAGCAGCAGCAGCAGCGGUAGCGGCGGCGGCGGCGGCCCUGGCGGUUCUGGCGGCCCUGGCGGCUCUGGCGGCGGCGUCAGGACGCAGCCGCUGCACUCGCUGUUCCGUGCCACACGCUCCGUCACCUUUGACGUCACAGAGCCCUACCUGCUGCCGCCGCCGCCACCGCCGCCAGCAGCAGCAGCAGCAGCGGCAGCGGCAGCCUCCACGUCAGCAGCAGUCCCAUCUGGGUUAAGGGGAUCUCUGGUACCCGGAGGCCCAGCUGCCGCCAACCGCGGCGGCUAUGGAUGGCCGCCAGCGACGGCGGCGCGGGGGGCAGCCGCAGCUGCAGAGGCUGAGGCGCAGGCGCAGGCGCAGGCGCAGGCGCAACGGGCAGCGGUCAUGGCACACUUCAGUGGCUUUGGCUUCGGCGCCGGCCCAAGCGACCAGCGGCACUUGCCAGCAGCAUCAGCAGAGACAGUAGGCGGCAGCGCGGCGGCAGCGGCAGCGGAGGCACCCCCGCCGCCGCCGCCGCAGCCGCCGCCACAGCCGCCGCAGCCGCCCCUGCUGACGCCGGAGGGGCUGGGCACGUGCGGGUACGUGACCUCCGUACGGUUGUACGGCCUGCCAUGUGGCUACCUCGUGCGGCGGCAACAGCCGCCGCCACCGCCACCGCAACAGCCGCAGCCGGAGCUGCAGCCGCAGCCGCAGCCGCAACAGCUGCAACAGCCGCAGCGGCAAGUGGUGGGGGCUCCAGAUGUGGAGGCGCUGGCGGCAACGUUGGCUCGCGCCUACCCCGCCCUGCAAUCCCUGGUGCUCGGCUGCACCGCCGGCGGCAUCGGCCCCGCCGCCGCCGCCCGGCUCCCUUUACUGCGCAUCCUGCCACCGGCGGCGCGUGCACCUGCCGAGCCGACUGCGCCGCCGCCGCCGCCGCCGCCGCUGCUCAACCUGGACCAACUGCCGCGGCUGAGUCAGCUGGAGAUCUUGGUCAGCGCCGCCGCUGGUGGCGGCGGCGGCGGCUUUGACGGCAGCUUUGGCGGCGGCUUUGGCAUCUUUGGCGUCCUCAGCGGCGGCUUCGGCGGCUUCGGCGGCGGCAGCGGCGGAGGCGGCUACAUCCGCCCGGAGGAGGCGACAGCGGCUGCAGCAGCGCUGCUGCUAGGCGGCCGGCAGGGCAGUCCGCCGCCGCUACUGCCGGAUCCAUCACUGCGCCAACCGCCGCCGCCGGCGCCGCCGCUGCUACUGCGGCCGCCACUCUCCUCCCGCCUGACGGCGCUGCGGCUGGGCGGGUCGGGUCUGGUGCUGUGUGCCCCGCUGCUGUCGGCAGUAGCAGCGCUCACCGCCCUGACAGAGCUACGGCUGCGGCUACUGCCGCCGCCGCUGGCGCCGGCGGUGUGGGCGCCUGCAAGGCCUGACGGCCGCCUUGAUGCUCAGGAGAUACCGUUAGGCCCGAACCCGACACUAGAGCUGCCGGCACUGACGGCGACGCUGGCGGCGCUACGGCGACUGCGGUUGCUCAGCUUCGACCUUGCUGAUGGCGACGUCAAUGGCCGUAGCGAUGGCAGUAGCAGCGGCGGCGGCGGCGGCGGCAGCGGCGGCGGUAGUGGCAGUAGCAGUGUCGCUGCUGCUGGGUCCGGCAGUAGCAGCCGCAGCUGCUACUCGAGCAGCAACAACCCGUACUCCGUGCCACCGGGUUUGCUGCUACUGCCUUGCAGUCGUGCCGAUGCCUGGCUAGAUGCCUCGUCGCCGCCACAUGAUGCCGUCCAAAAAGAGAACUCAUCACUGCCAUCAUCAUUAUCAUCAGGAGCGUGGUGUGAUAGUAUCAGCCGCCAGGACGCAGCUGACGUGGCGGCGGCGGCGGCGGCGCCACCGCUGCUGCCCCCCCGAGGCCGCUGGCUGGGGGCGGCGACGGCGGCGGCGGAGCUGCUGAAGCACUGCCUGACGCCGCUGUUGCCGCGGGGCCGUGCCGCCGCCGCCGCCGCUGCCGCCGCCGCCGCCGCCGCUGCUGCUGCUGCGGCUGCUGCUGCUGCUGCUGCCGCAGGGCCAGCGCCUCCGUUUGCAGCGGCCGGCGGCGCCGGAGCGGCCGGGACCGCGGGCGUGGUAGCAGGAGUAGCAGGAGGGGCGGCGGGAGGUCUGGGCCUGGCCGACUGCUGGUCUGGUCUGGUGGCGGGUCUGGGCGGCCGUCUGACACACCUGGACCUGCCACUGGUCAUGAUUGACAACGAGAUGGUCAAGGCUCUGGGCCUGUGCCCCCACCUCACACACCUGGCAGCGCUAGGCCUGGAGCCCAAACUGCGGCUGCCGCCACCCCGGCAACCACCCCAACCACACCAACCACCCCAACCAACCACCUCAACACAUCAGCCCUACCACCAACACCACCAGCCGCCGCCGUCGCCGCAUCGCCGUCGUUUUGGUGGUGGCGGUGGCGGUGGUGGGGGUGGUGGCGGCGGUGGUGGCGGCGGUGGCGGCGGCGGGCUGGUGUCACUGCGGCUGGCGGACGUCAGGCUGGGCCGAGGCCUAGUCGCCUUCGUGCGGGCCGUUGCUCCGAACGCCCGGCGUGUGGGCCUGGGGCUGCGACUGGAAAUGUACCAGCUGCAAGAUGCGGCGGCGGUGGUUUCGGCGAAGUUGGAGGCAGCGGCGAGGGCGGCGGCGGCAGUUCGGCAGCAGUCGCACCCGCCGCUGCUGCACGAUGGCGCGCCGCAACAGCUGCCGCCUGUAGCAGCACUAGCUGAAGCUGCUACAGCACGUCUUGGCCAUAUCUUUGACAGGAUGUUGAUAUUUGCGGCGCCGGCGGAGGCAAGGACCGCUGAGGCAGGCCGUCCGCGGCAGCAGCAGCAGCAGCAGCAGUUGAUAGCAGGUGACAAUGUUAAGCGUGCGGCCGAGGCAGCGGCGGCCGCAGUCGCGUACGGAGCUGCGGCGACCUGCGGCGCAGCGCUAGCCGCCACCGCCGCCGCCACCGCCGCCGCCGCCACCGCCGCCGCCGCCACUGGCGCCGCCGCCACCGCCGCCGCCGCCGCCACUGGCGCUGCUGCGACAGCGGCAGCAGCAGCUGCGUCGCUGGCUGCGACCUCGCAGACUGUGGCGGCUGCUGCGGCUGCAGCUGCUGAGUCUGCAUCUGCAUCUUCAUCAACAGAAGUUGCAGAUCUCAUCAACAUGAGCAGUGCCGCCGGCACGCUGCCGCCCUGGGCGGAUCUGCUGCUGUGGCUGGCUGGCGGUGGCGGCGGCGGCGGCGGGCGCAGUGGCGGCGGCGGCGGUGCUUCAGCUACUGCUACCGCCGGUGCUACUGCUGCUGCCGCUGGUGCUACUGCUACUGCCGCUGGUGAUGCUGACGUGUGUCUGGCUCUGCAAGGCGCGCUGGAGGUGGAGGCGGUGGCGGGCUGGCUGUCGGGGGCACUGGGGGGCCGGCUUACAGGGCUGGUGCUGCAGGGCAGCCGGCCCCUGCGAGACAGCGGCGCCGCCGUUCUAGCUGGCUGCUACCGCCGCAGGAGCAGUAGCAACAACAUCGGCGGCACCGAUAGCACCGCCGGCAACAGCGGCAGCAUCGGCAGUAGUGGUAGCACCGCUGCUACUGCUACUGCUGCGGCUGCUGCCACACCUGCCGUCGUACCGCAGCUGCUGCUGCCGGCGUUUCCGCGGUUACGGCGGCUGGAGCUUGGGUCGUACGACUUGUCGCGCCGUGGUCUGGUGGCCCUGGCGGCGCUGCCGGCACUAGAAGAGCUCAUCUUCGACAUGCAGAGCUUCACGGCCUGGAUCGAACCCGAUGACCUGCUGGCGCUAGCUACUGCCGCCGCCACCAGCACUGCCGGCGGCAGUAGCACCGGCUACACCGGCCUUGCUGCUACGUUAUCGAAUGCUACUUCUACUACAGCUGCUACUGCCGCGGCGGGCCGAGCUGCUGCUCCUGCGGCCUGUUCUUCAGGCGGCGGCGGCGGCGCGGCGGCAGUAACUACAGCAGGGGCGCACGUGCUACAGCCGCCGCCGCCGCCACUUCGGAUUGCGGCGACGUCGCUAACGCCGGAGCAAGCGAGGGGCAUCAACGCCCGGCUGCUGGCUGACACCGCGGCCGCUGAGGCCACGGUGAUGGCAAAGCAGGUGGUGGUGGGAAGGGAGGUGGGAAGGGAGCUAGGAGCCGUGGCCGGCGGGGAUGGCGUGUGUGCAGGGGAGAGGGUGACGGGAAUGGCGCCGCCGGCGGAGGGGUGGGGUGCGCGGGAAGGACACGGCGGCCGGCGGUGGGUCCGGAGGCCGGUUGUGGUGGUGGCGGCGGUCGAGGAGUUGAGCUGAGCCGCUGAGGUAGUAGGAAUGCUGCGGCCUUCUGGAGUGGAUGCUGCCGCGAGGUACUGGGAGGAGCUUUUCGGGUAAUCGGGUGGCGGGGCGGGGGGGCAUGAGGGCGGGUAGCCACUGUGAAGCUACCCCGCAUGAAGCAUCGGUUGGAGGCGGUGGUCGGUGGAGGCAUGCAGGCGGACUUGCGAUUAGCACUGCUUACGGUAUACUCAUA
Messenger RNA from Chlamydomonas reinhardtii, 5485 nucleotides. RefSeq lists its product as uncharacterized. NCBI's taxonomy places the organism in Eukaryota, Viridiplantae, Chlorophyta, Chlorophyceae, Chlamydomonadales, Chlamydomonadaceae. Gene Ontology annotation, cellular component: membrane. The record is from RefSeq and is a predicted model, not a curated record. The transcript is spliced from 7 exons. The coding region runs from base 202 to 5271 and encodes 1689 amino acids.